This is a messenger RNA of Tripterygium wilfordii, 1044 nucleotides long. RefSeq names its product eukaryotic translation initiation factor 4E-1-like. Gene Ontology annotation, molecular function: translation initiation factor activity; RNA 7-methylguanosine cap binding. Gene Ontology annotation, biological process: translational initiation. The transcript has 5 exons. The record is from RefSeq and is a predicted model, not a curated record. Gene Ontology annotation, cellular component: eukaryotic translation initiation factor 4F complex. NCBI's taxonomy places the organism in Eukaryota, Viridiplantae, Streptophyta, Magnoliopsida, Celastrales, Celastraceae. Bases 110 to 787 code for a protein of 225 amino acids.
AGGGCCAAAAAUCAUUCAUCCCUAAAGUAAAAAAAGACCCAAGACCUUGAAUUUGAUAUACCACCAUAACAAGCAAGAAGAAGUUAACACAGUUGCGCACUGUGAGAGAAUGGGGGUCGAAGAAAUACCAACUGCGACAGAGGAACAAACGAACCCUGAGAACCCACCAAAUGAUGACGACACCGAGGAAGGCGAGAUCGUCGGAGAGGAGGACUCGUCGAUCAAGAAAUCAGCUGAAAUUCCCCUCCAGCAGCACCCGCUCGAGCACUCUUGGACUUUCUGGUUUGAUAAUCUCUCUGCAAAGUCGAAGCAGGCCGCCUGGGGUAGUUCUAUGCGCUCAAUCUACACCUUUGCGACUGUUGAAGAGUUUUGGAGUGUAUUCAACAACAUACGUCAACCAAGUCAGCUGGCUGUGGGAACUGACCUCUAUUGUUUCAAAUAUAAGAUUGAGCCUAAAUGGGAGGACCCUGUUUGUUCAAAUGGGGGGAAUUGGACUGCAACAUUUCCUACUAAAGGGAGGUCUGAUAAGUACUGGCUGUAUACGUUGUUGGCUAUGAUUGGGGAGCAGUUUGAUCAUGGAGAUGAAAUUUGCGGAGCAGUUGUCAAUGUUAGAGGUAGGCAAGAAAGAAUAUCUCUCUGGACAAAGAAUGCUUCAAAUGAAGCUGCUCAGUUGAGCAUCGGAAAGCAAUGGAAGAAGUUUAUUGAUCACAAUGACAAUAUUGGGUUCAUAUUUCAUGAGGAUGCAAAAUUGUUUGACAAGAAUGCUAAGAGUAAGUACACUAUAUGAGUUGUAUAGUCUCAGUCUCUAGCAUAUGACACUGGAUGAAGGCUUUUCUUUAUGUAAUGGCAGCUCAGAUCGCAUUCUAGAUAAUUUUGGACUUCUUCAUGGAUGUAGUCCUGCCUGCUUAGUGUUUUGGCAAAUUUUCUUUUAAGUAAAGUUUCAUGAAUAGCCAAAUUGUGUUGUUUUGUAAUGUAUAACUGUAAAAAUCUGUACAGAAACGGUAGACAUGGUUGCUUUAAAAAAAAUACUACAAUUGUCUAUCA